Molecule: messenger RNA, 558 nt
Organism: Fomitopsis serialis
Lineage: Eukaryota; Fungi; Basidiomycota; Agaricomycetes; Polyporales; Fomitopsidaceae
Exons: 2
Coding region: 1-558 (185 amino acids)
Source: RefSeq, a predicted model, not a curated record
AUGGACCUGGCCCCGGAGACGUUCGCGGCGGCCUUCCGCGCGCUCACCCAUCUCCGCGAGCGCCGGCUGCACGAGAGCUCCAUCUCGGACGAGACGCUCCGCCUGCUGCAUGGCCCGCAUGGGCUCUGUCUGCGGCUCACCAAGGUCGACUUCCGGUGGGGCGGGCAUCUGGGGGCAAGGCACUCGUCGAGCUCGUGCGGAGUCGGUUGCCCGACCGGAGCGAGUGUCGAGGUUGAGGCGACGUGGACGUGGAGGAGGCAACUCGCGAGAAGUGCUAAGCGCCUCUGCCACGACACGUCACGCGCGUUUGCUGGACUUCUCCUCUCGUCCGCCUCUACACUACUGUCCGUCCCCUCCUUCCCAUCUGCUUCGCCCUUGUUCCCGCCCGCUUCACCCUCGUUUUCCCGCCGCCAUCCACCAGUACGCACAGGCAGGCCGGUCCUCAAGAGACAGAACAUCUCAAUCGGCGAUUUGGACCACUGCACGGCCGAAGACCGCGCUGUACGCGACCGCAACGAGCUCCAGCGAUGCGCCAAGGGCAUCGCUGGAUGCUCGUGA